AUGCUGGUGCCGCCUCUGGUGAGCAAGCGGUGCAACCUUGACAAGGGCGAGGGCAGUUCGUCGAGCGUGCCCGACGCCGACGAGCGGCGGCGGGAGCACACGCGCAUGGCCCAGCGACGGUAUCGGAUCCGCAAGCGGCAGGAGACCGACGCCGAGCGCGAUCGCCUCGAUGAGGAUACGACGCCGCGCUGGUUUGCGCCCGACCCAGAGGCCUUUCUCGACGCGCGCAAGCACCCCCCUCCCCCCCGUGUCAGCCUGUCGGACGCCGUAGCGUCGGGCGUGCUGAACAACACGCAAAUCUUCACCACGUCCGAGUCCAUGUGGGCCGCAUACUAA
This is a messenger RNA of Acaromyces ingoldii, 336 nucleotides long. RefSeq lists its product as hypothetical. The record is from RefSeq and is a predicted model, not a curated record. Bases 1 to 336 code for a protein of 111 amino acids. The transcript has a single exon. NCBI's taxonomy places the organism in Eukaryota, Fungi, Basidiomycota, Exobasidiomycetes, Exobasidiales, Cryptobasidiaceae.